Daucus carota subsp. sativus is the source of this 1320-nucleotide messenger RNA. RefSeq lists its product as uncharacterized. The transcript has a single exon. The record is from RefSeq and is a predicted model, not a curated record. The coding region runs from base 1 to 1320 and encodes 439 amino acids. NCBI's taxonomy places the organism in Eukaryota, Viridiplantae, Streptophyta, Magnoliopsida, Apiales, Apiaceae.
AUGGAUAAAUCAUGGAUCAAAGCAGAUAGGGAUUCGUUAGAAUAUGAAAUUGGGGUGGAGGAGUUUUUGGUAUAUGCGGAGGGGACUGCGAAAACCCCCAAGUUAAUUCCCUGUCCAUGUGCCCAUUGCGUUAAUUUUAAAAAACUGUCGGUAAACGUAAUUAGGGGACAUCUGUAUGAAAAUGGUUUUAGUUUAGGCUAUGUUGAUUGGAUUUGGCAUGGUGAGAACUCUUCUAGGAGUUACAAGUCCUCUAUUGCUAGUACUUGUCCAGCCACGAACCCAUGCCCUGCAUCAAAGGCUGCUGAGAUAUGUGAAGCAGCAUAUAAUAAGGGUGAUUACGAUAGAGAAUCACAUGAUUUCAGACGGUUCGUGGCUGAUGCUGAACAACCUUUGUUUGAGGGAAGUGAGUCAACUAAGUUAGAGUCAAUGUUGAAAAUGCAUAACUGGAAGGCUAGGUUCAGCGUUAGUGAUAGUGUUUUUACAGAGCUAUUAAGUACAAUUGGCUCUUUCCUUCCUAAAGAUCAUGUUCUGCAUAGUAGUACAUAUGAAGCGAAAAAGACUCUCUCCGACUUGGGACUCGAGUAUAUUAAAUUUCAUGCAUGUCCAAAUGACUGCAUAUUAUAUAGAGGUAUAUAUGAAGAAGCCUCUGAGUGUCCCAAGUGCCAUUUAUCUCGUUGGAAACUAAAAAAGGAUGGUAAAGUCAGAAUUAAUGUGCCUGCUAAAGUUAUGUGGUACUUCCCCAUCAUUCCUAUAUUUAAGAGAAUGUUUAAAUCUGAGUCUACUUCAGAGCUUCUGACUUGGCAUGCAAAAAGGCGAUCUGAAGAUGGCCUCAUGCGUCAUCCAGCAGAUUCUCCUUCUUGGAGAAAUGUAGAUUAUAGGUGGCCUGAGUUUGGUAGCGGGGCAAGAAAUUUACGCUUGGCAUUAGCUGCGGAUGGUAUAAACCCUCAUAAUAAUGGUCUAAACAAUAGGUAUAGUUGUUGGCCGGUUGUUCUAACAACAUAUAACCUUCCUCCGUGGUUAUGCAUGAAGCGAAAGUUUUUGAUGUUGACAAUAUUAGUAUCAGGCCCACACGAACCAGGUAAUAAUCUCGACGUCUAUUUACAACCACUAAUUGAUGAUUUGAAGAAGUUGUGGGAAGAAGGGGAACCAAAUGUAUAUGACGCAUAUACUAAAUCUAAUUUUACUUUAAAAGCAGUGCUGAUGUGGACAGUGAAUGAUUUCCCCGCAUAUGGAAAUUUGUCCGACUGCAUCAAUAAGGGUUAUAUUGGUUGUCCAAUCUGUGGUGACCAAACUGCAGCUAAAUAUCUAAGUAACAGUUGA